AUGUCGACCGGCCAGGGUCGCUCAGGCCCGGCCAACCCAGCAGAACGAGAUAAACCUAAGAGGGGCAAACACAAACCGCGUGUUACAAAACACCGGCGCUCAAAGGAUGGCGUCCUCCCUGCGGGUCACGCAACUUCCAAAUUAUUGAGACUCCGAUUGGAAGAGAGGGUUGGCUCUACGACCGAAUCCAAUUUUGUAGAACCUUUGUCAGUUAAUGAAUUUGACAAAUCUUCGAUCCGGCUUAAGGCUCGAAAGGGCCUCGACGGACGGAGAUACUUAGAGCUCAACUGUCCGAUGCCUACGAGUACAAAUGCAGAGCAGAAAGGCUUCCUCAAGUUUGUCGCGGGUACCGAAGGAUGCAGUAUCUUUUGUCAGCCCAUCACCGGAUCUUGUUCGGAAUUCCCGGAUUGGGACAGCCCCUUCGAAUAUAAAUGGGUCAGGAUUCGUAUCGACUACUGGGCCGUUAGAUAUGAGGGCCCUUCCCCUGCAGAGCGCUCUCCGGUAGAUGAUCCCUUAAGAGCUAUCGACUACACCAUUUUCGACAGGAUUGUCACGAGAUCCGAUAAAUUCCCGGGUGCCACAAGAUUGUACAUCGUGACCAAGGCGUACAAAUCCCUCGUGGAUUUCCUCAAAAACUUCGAAAGACUCGCCCCGGUUGAUCCCUUUGUAAAACCAUCCGAUAGCGAGCUGCAACAGAGAGGACUCGUACGACCAGAUACCAAACGUUAA
Messenger RNA from Orbilia oligospora ATCC 24927, 729 nucleotides. RefSeq lists its product as uncharacterized. The record is from RefSeq and is a predicted model, not a curated record. The transcript has a single exon. Bases 1 to 729 code for a protein of 242 amino acids. NCBI's taxonomy places the organism in Eukaryota, Fungi, Ascomycota, Orbiliomycetes, Orbiliales, Orbiliaceae.